Molecule: messenger RNA, 3432 nt
Organism: Lactuca saligna
Lineage: Eukaryota; Viridiplantae; Streptophyta; Magnoliopsida; Asterales; Asteraceae
Source: the annotation of a GenBank genome assembly
GGGAGAAAAUGGUUUCAUAAUCCAAAAAGAGGGGAAGGGUAUGAAGGGAGUUUCUGGUCCAAUAACAAGAAUCCUGAAUUCCAUUCGGGAUGAGCACAUCAUCCACUGUUUAUUACUCUAUGUGCGGUUGAUUUUACGGAUGCGCAACGCUUUACAUAUCAAACACUCCAACAAGAUUCCAUCGUCAUGCGCCUACACAAAGUCUAUCACCGGUUCUCUCUCUUUUCCCUCACUUCACCCCCUUUUCUUCCUCAUCCAUCUUCAACCCUCUUCUCUUCUUAUUCCCCAUCUUUUCUCUCUUCCAAACGCUGUCGAAUUUCAUCAUCAACACCGCCUUCCACCCUCAACCCUUUUCUUCAAACCAUGUCUACCUCACGAUUACACAAUCUUGUCCCUCUUGCCGCAAUCGCUACCGAAGACGCUGCUGGUCCUAAUGGGUCAACAGCUACGCCUGAAGAUGAUGAAUUAAACAGUGGAUACCGUCUUCCUCCAGCAGAGAUCAGAGAUAUUGUUGAUGCUCCACCACUUCCAGCUUUAUCAUUUUCUCCACAGAGAGAUAAAAUAUUGUUCUUAAAGCGAAGAUCUUUACCUCCAUUGUCAGAGCUGGCGAAACCAGAGGACAAGCUUGCAGGCGUUCGUAUUGAUGGGAAAUCUAAUACCCGCAGCAGGAUGUCAUUCUAUACUGGUAUCGGGAUCCAUGAUUUAAGGGAUGAUGGCACAUUAGGCCCGGAAAAAUUGAUCCAUGGCUUUCCAGAUGGAUCUAAACUCAAUUUUGUUACAUGGUCAACUGAUGGUCGUCAUUUAGCCUUCAGCAUCCGGCAAGAUCAGGAGGAAGAGGAUGAUGUUGGCAGCAAGCUGAGAGUUUGGGUUGCUGAUGUGGAGACAGGAAAAGCUAAACCCUUGUUUCAGUCACCGGAUGUGUUCCUGAAUGCAAUCUUUGACAAUUAUGUGUGGGUGAAUGAUUCGACUCUGUUGGUUUGUACAAUCCCAGCAUCCAGAGGAAAGCCACCAAAGAAACCGUUGGUCCCCUCUGGUCCUAAGAUCCAAUCCAAUGAGCAGAAAACUGUUGUUCAAGUUCGAACCUUCCAAGAUCUUCUUAAAGAUGAAUACGAUGAAGAUCUGUUUGAGUAUUAUGCCACCUCACAGCUUCUUUUGGUUUCUUUAGAUGGGAGUGUGAAAUUAUUUGGGGAGCCAGCUCUGUACACAUCACUUGAUCCCUCCCCUGAUCAGAAAUACAUUUUACUUACUUCCCUCCAUAGACCCUUCUCUUUUACUGUCCCUUGUGGAAGAUUUCCCAAAAGGAUUGAUCUCUGGUCUGCUGCUGAUGGAAAGUUUUUGAGGACUCUUUGUGAUCUGCCUGUUGCUGAGGACAUCCCAAUUGCUUUCAACAGUGUCCGGAAAGGCAUGCGCUCCUUGAACUGGAGGGCAGAUAAACCUUCAACUCUCUACUGGGUGGAGACACAAGAUGGAGGUGAUGCCAAAGUAGAAGUUUCUCCUCGUGACAUAGUCUACACACAGGCUGCUGAAGGUGAAGACCACCCAAGCAUCUUUCAUAAGCUUGAUCUUCGCUAUGGAGGAAUAAGCUGGUGUGAUGAUUCGCUUGCAUUGAUAUAUGAAUCAUGGUACAAAACACGACGUGUAAGAACCUGGUUGGUCUCCCCUGGUAAAUCAUCCAAUGAGAAUCCUCCAGCCCCACGUCUGUUGUUUGAUAGAUCAUCUGAAGAUGUGUACUCUGACCCUGGUUCUCCCAUGCUGAGGAGAACUCCUGAUGGGACUUAUGUUAUUGCCAAGUUCAAGAAGGAGGAUAAACAAGCCACAUACCUGUUGCUAAACGGAAAUGGUGCUACCCCAGAAGGAAACAUACCUUUUCUAGAUCUGUUUGACAUAGAUACGGGUGAAAAGGAGAGAAUAUGGCACAGCGACAAGGAGAAGUAUUAUGAGAGUGUGGUGGCUCUGAUGUCGGACCAGAAGGAAGGGGAGUUGCAGGUGAAUGAGCUGAAGGUCCUGACUUCCAAAGAGUCUAAGACUGAAAACACACAGUAUUACAUACAAAGAUGGCCAGAGAGGAAAGCAUGCCAAAUCACAAGGUUCCCACAUCCAUACCCUCAAUUGGCUUCAUUACAGAAGGAAAUGGUGAGGUACGAGAGAAAGGAUGGAGUCCAACUGACUGCAACUUUAUACCUGCCACCCGGGUAUGACCCCACACGAGACGGGCCUCUGCCUUGUCUGGUGUGGUCGUAUCCCGGAGAGUUUAAAAACAAAGAAGCAGCUGGACAGGUUCGUGGCUCUCCUAAUGAGUUUGCAGGCAUAGGCCCAACAUCACCACUGCUUUGGCUCGCAAGGAGGUUUGCUGUAUUAUCCGGGCCAACAAUUCCCAUCAUCGGUGAGGGAAAGGAAGAAGCAAAUGAUAGGUAUGUUGAGCAGCUUGUUGCCAGUGCAGAGGCAGCAGUGGAGGAAGUCAUCCGCCGUGGGGUGGCUCAUCCAGGAAAAAUUGCAAUCGGGGGACAUUCUUACGGGGCGUUUAUGACAGCAAAUCUGUUGGCACAUGCCCCUCAUCUUUUCAGUUGUGGCAUUGCUCGCUCAGGAGCUUACAAUAGAACACUUACACCAUUUGGGUUUCAGAAUGAGGAUAGAACACUCUGGGAAGCCACUGAUACUUACAUCAAGAUGAGUCCUUUCAUGUCUGCCGAUAAGAUUAAGAAGCCCAUCCUGCUUAUCCAUGGAGAAGAAGACAACAACUCAGGAACACUGACAAUGCAGUCGGAUCGUUUCUUCAAUGCGUUGAAGGGGCAUGGGGCACUAUCUCGCCUAGUCGUUCUACCAAAUUUUGUGUUUCCAACUCCUGUGAAGAAAAAGAAGGUGCUGAUGAAACCAAAGCAACUGUUGCCUCUGGUGGUGGUGAGAUUGAAGACAUUGGAGUUGAUACUCUUCAUUACAAUACAAGAUCAUCACUUUGACCUCUCUGGUUUGGGUCGGAGCUGACAGUGUCCAUUGUUAUUUGAAGAAAAUUGUUGGCAUGCCAUUUAGCUCUUAACAAAAACAUGAUAUGGCUGACAAUUCUUCUGCUUGAUGCUGUACAAGAUGUGAAGGGAAGGCUACUGUUGUAUAAUCAAUCCAUCAUAAAACAAAAACCAACUUUGUAAUAAUGUAUGUAUUUCAUAUUCUUUUGGCAAUGUGGAUUUUAUCUACAUUGUUGGAUGCAAAGAUUCAAAAAGUUCAUCCAGUUGAUCCAGUCCCAUGAUCAAAUAGGUACUAGGGGUCCGGUUGCUCAUCCGGAGCUCAAAUAGGUAAGGACAUGCCAAAGCCUAGGUCCGAAGUAACAAAGCCCAUGUUAAUACAAGGCCACAUGCAUUAUAGAUAUAACUAGAAGCUGCUAGUCCUCGCGUUGCAUUGACACAGACGGGUUCAUCCAUCUUUUAUUUUAUUACAAGG